Ctenopharyngodon idella (grass carp) is the source of this 1748-nucleotide messenger RNA. RefSeq names its product glutathione S-transferase kappa 1 (gene gstk1). The record is from RefSeq and is a predicted model, not a curated record. The transcript has 8 exons. Gene Ontology annotation, molecular function: glutathione peroxidase activity; glutathione transferase activity. Gene Ontology annotation, biological process: glutathione metabolic process. NCBI's taxonomy places the organism in Eukaryota, Metazoa, Chordata, Actinopteri, Cypriniformes, Xenocyprididae. Bases 917 to 1606 code for a protein of 229 amino acids. Gene Ontology annotation, cellular component: peroxisome; mitochondrion.
AGUUUUGAUAAUGUUGUCAUCUGUACAAAGAAAAAACUUUUCCGUUUUUAGUAGCUACAUCGUUGUCGUGUAAACGUACCCUAGUUAGGAGCAGUGAGUGAUUUUCUCUUUUUCUUAUGUUGUUUGAUUAACUAAAAAAAUACGUAAAGAACCUUCAUGGUCCUGUAAAAAUAGUUAUGUAAUAGUGUUAUAUGUUAUAAUUGAUCCAAGUGUAUUGUGUUAGUUCUCAUUUCUUUUAUAUUUCCCGAUUGUAAAAGAGACUAUUUUCAAAUAUAGGCCUAUUAGAAGAUCAGAAAAACUGCAGGUUUGAAAUUUGCAUUACAUUCAUGGUUAUUGUAUUUAUGAGGUUUACAAUAAUAAACGCAAUUUAUUUUCCAACAUAACGUAGAUUCAAAUGAAACAUGCAGUCACGAUCUGAAUAUCUGGCAACCCCUUUAACAGACGGGAACUUUCACUGUGACUGCUAGAGGGCGGAGCAUCGGUGCAGGGGCUCAAGCACUCCGGAAACAUUUGUAAUUCGUUGUUAAUAAACUAAUUCCAUUUAUUUAAAUUCUACUGCAUUCAUUCAAGCUCAGCACUGAUAUGUUAUUAUAAUAAAAAAAUAUAAUUGUCUUAAAUCGUAAGUUUAUCAAAACUACAAACUACAGUGCAAAAAAACCUGGCUGGCGAUUAGUUUUUAAUCUGAAAAAGCCAGGUAUUUUUUAUUGCACUUUUAAACUUCAGCAGUCUAAUAGUAGGUCUAAUGAUCUACAAAUUGUUAAAUAAUUCUUCUACAUGCUGCUCACGCACAACCAUAGAUGGCGGUAUUGUAUUAGAUUGAGUUUACUUCGGAGGCGAAUCUAUUCUGUCCUGAACAUCGUUGAACUUUAACACGGUUUCUGUUCAAGUACAGCAGUGAGACAGAUUGACAUCAAGGAUGUCCAGUCCCAGAAAAGUGGUCGAGCUGUUUUAUGAUGUUGUUUCUCCUUAUUCCUGGCUGGCAUUUGAGGUGCUGUGUCGCUAUAGAAAUGUUUGGAACAUCGAACUCAAAUUUAAACCAGCAUAUUUAGGGGGAGUCAUGCAUGGCUCAGGUAACCGGCCCCCUGGAGUGGUCCCGAAUAAGUUUCUUUACAUGAACCAAGAUCUGAAGCGGCUGUCUGAGUACUUUGUGAUCCCUUUGUCUCCACCUUCAAACCCUUUUGAGGCAAUGUUUGAGAAAGGCUCUUUGAAUGCGAUGCGUUUUGUGACAGCUGUAGCAGAGAAGGACAAAGAGGAACACGUGCUGGUGGAGAGGGUAUCAAGAGAGCUCUGGAAAAGAAUCUGGAGCACUGAUCAGGACAUUACCCAGCCUGCCUCAUUCACUGAGGCAGGAUUAAAGGCAGGUCUCUCAACCAAUGAGGUGGAGGAAAUUCUAAACCUUGCCAAAUCUCAACCAAUCAAAGACAAGCUGAAGAGUGUCACACAGGAAGCACUGGAUUAUCAAUGCUUUGGUUUUCCGUGCAUUGUGUGUCACAUGAACGGAAAGGCUGAGGUCUUCUUUGGUUCUGACAGAUUUGAGCUCAUGGCUCAUUGCAUUGGGGAGAAGUGGGUGGGGCCUCAGCCUGUCAAACCCACAGCCAAAAUGUGAUCACUGCUCCUUUAUACUUUGUAAAGUUCAACAACUUCUAAAUAAAUAAUUAAAUUUGGGUAUUCAACAGCAAACAUAAACACACAAAAUAACAGAGGCAAAAAACAAGUCAUGGAGACAGAAAUAAAAAGAUUUAUGUCUA